Molecule: messenger RNA, 1558 nt
Organism: Salvia splendens (bonfire salvia)
Lineage: Eukaryota; Viridiplantae; Streptophyta; Magnoliopsida; Lamiales; Lamiaceae
Product: ankyrin-1
Exons: 12
Coding region: 181-1503 (440 amino acids)
Molecular function (GO): protein binding
Source: RefSeq, a predicted model, not a curated record
AUUUUGUGUGUUUUUUUAUGAGGGAGAAAUUUUAUUCUUUUUUAAGAAAUGAAUUUUGCUCAUGUAACUCCGAUUGAGGUAAAUAGUUUGCAAAAUGAAUUGUUCUCAAUUUUAUGACACUCUAUAAAUAAGGUGGAAAGGUUAAAAUAGCAAUCAUGUUUCUCUAAGAAGUUGAACGCCAUGGGUUCUAGUAUUUCUGAAAUUGGUGCAUCGAUUAUUGAGGCUGGUGCAACUGGAAACCUUAAACAACUUAAGGCAAUUAGAAACAAGGUUAAUGAUAUCAGAGAGUACCGGAAAAUAUGUGAUGAAUACAGUGACUUCACUACUGGCUGGAAUGUCUUGCAUCACGCCGUUGAAAUUGGAAAUUUUGAGAUUUGCAAAUUCUUGAUAACGACCGUCAAAGUUUAUAUUGAUACCUUGAAUUACAAUGGGGAUACUCCUCUGGCAGAAGCUGUCAUAGGGGAGCAUGUCAAAAUUGUGAAGUUUCUUGUCAAACAUGGUGCUGAAAUUAGUCUUCCAAAUAUUGAGGGAUUCACUCCGCUGCACUAUGCAGUUCUAAAAGAUAAUAUGGAGCUUAUGGAAUUUUUGCUGAGAAAAGAUGCUCUUGUAGACGUAGAUUCUGUAGAUGGAACACCUUUGCAAAUUGCUGUUUCUCGUGGAAAUGUUCAGGCUGUCAAGUAUAUCCUGUCUCGUGGAGCAUGGUCAAGUCUUUUUUGUGCAUUUGCGGACAGCCCUCUUGUAUGUGCAGUAAAGUCUCACUCAUUUGAAUGCCUGGAAUUGUUGCUUGAGGCUGGUGCGGACCCAAAUUUGUUUUUCAGUGGGAUAAGUCCUUUGGGAGUUGCUGCAACAGAAGUAGACACAAAAUUUCUUAAGCGCUUGCUUAAAGCUAAUGCAGAUCCAAAUGCAGAUCUCUUUGUACCUAUUGAGGAAGCUGCCAUGGUGCAUAAUCGUGCAGCUGUGGAGAUUUUGUUUCCAGUGACUAAACGGCUUGCAGUUUAUCCAAAUUGGACUGUUGAUGGCAUAAUCGAGUACAUUCAUUCUGAUGAAUUUAAAACAAUGAAAGAGCAAAAACUGAUAAAUCACUUGGCUGAACUAGACUCUGGAGGGAUGCAUGACGCGAGCAAUAAGCAAUACACCAAUGCAAUCUUACAAUAUAGAAUGGCUAGUCUUCUUGAGCCAUCUAACCCCACAUGGAUAUCAAAGCGAAGCCUGUGGGAAGCACGUGGAUUAAACAAUACAGGCACAAGCAUGAUUGCUCUGUUCGAUGCUCAGGAAUGUAUUAGGCUCAAGCCAGACAUCCCCGUCCCUCACUCUCACCACGGAAGUGACAUAGCUGCUGCUGCUAAUGAGUUAUUCAAGAAAUUCCUCAUGGCAGGCCUUGUAUUCUCGCUGGAUCCCUACAACGAGGAAACGCUUCGUGCAUUUAGACUUGCUUUGUUUUAUUACUUUGCUUGGUUAAGUCAGAUGAGCAGCGCGGACGUGAUUUUGAGUUUUAGCUUAUGAAUAACAUUGUCACACUUGUAUACAUUGAUUCAUAUUGCAAAUAACAUUGAUUCAA